AUGGGUUAUGAUACUGGGUUUGAUUGCUAUAGUGGAUACUGGGGGUGCUUGGCUGGUUUCGAUGGUGCUCGGCGACUUGACCUGAGUCGAUGUAAAGAGGAGAAGAGUGGUUUGAUUAGCAAUUGUAGGUCAGCGAUUUACAGUAGGAAUCCGACUGCUACUUGCCGCCAAAUGACAAGAAAUGUUCAUUUUGAACGUGUUUGUCCUUACGUUACUUCAAAAGUGGCAACUAUUAUUGAAGUUCAACGUGCACUGAAACUAUUUCAAGAUUGUGGGAGGCAAGUUCCUCAUAAUUUCAAGUGUGGAAGUAAACUUAACAUUUACGAGUUUGAGGAACUAAUUUCUCAUCAAGAUCAGUAUUGUAGUACUUACAUAGAGAGUACUGCAGAAAUAGAAAGUGAAUCUAAACUGCAAAGUACUUCAAGGAUCCGUGAAUUUUGGUGGCCCAAACCCAAAAACAUCAAGGAUGAGGAUCUGGCAGCGACGACGAGGGAGCUGAGGAUGAGGUCUGUGAGGAGAUUCGUGGAGGAUCUGGCAGCGGUGGAUGAUGAGACUAAAUGGAUGAUUGAAUCGACGAUUUGGCACAUGUAUGCACCGGAUCUGAAAAUCCGUUUGGGGGAUUCCUGUGGUUCCUGA
Fraxinus pennsylvanica is the source of this 636-nucleotide messenger RNA. Lineage: Eukaryota; Viridiplantae; Streptophyta; Magnoliopsida; Lamiales; Oleaceae. The record is from the annotation of a GenBank genome assembly.